Molecule: messenger RNA, 618 nt
Organism: Erigeron canadensis
Lineage: Eukaryota; Viridiplantae; Streptophyta; Magnoliopsida; Asterales; Asteraceae
Exons: 1
Coding region: 1-618 (205 amino acids)
Source: RefSeq, a predicted model, not a curated record
AUGCUUGAAGCGAUUGCUUCAUAUGAUUUGUGGAUCUGGCAUGCUUACUUUGGCCCUGCUAGUUUGAACAACGACAUCAAUGUCCUCAACGAAUCAGAUUUGUUUGACGAUUUGCUUCAGGACAGGGCUCCUAAAGUAGAGUUUUCGGUGAAUGGCCACUGGUUUGGAAAGGGAUAUUACCUAGCAGAUGGUAUUUAUCAUGAAUGGGUCACUCUUGUCAAGUCUUUCAAGUGCCCGAUGGACCCGAAAACCACCAAGUUCAAGAGAUACCAAGAAGCUGCAAGGAAGGAUGUCGAGCGAGCAUUUGAGGUUCUUCAAGGUCGUUGGCAGAUUGUUGAGCAACAAGCCCGGGCUUACAGUGUGAACAAGAUAAAACGUAUCAUGUUAUGUUGUGUGAUUGUGCACAACAUGAUCGUUGAAGAUAAUGGGCGCGCAAUCACACCGUUUAAAGAAGAGUUGAUAACUAAUAUUGUCCUCCCAACUCGCACGUGGAAUGAAAGGUGUUCAACACAGCUUCGUAUGUAUGGGGAGUUGCGCGAUAGAAGGACUCAUCAUGAACUCCGCAAUGCUCUAAUUGAACAUGUUUGGAACCUCCCGAAACGCGGCCGUCAACGUUGA